Messenger RNA from Catharus ustulatus (Swainson's thrush), 2284 nucleotides. It is a transcript of the gene SPATA22, whose product is annotated as spermatogenesis associated 22. Gene Ontology annotation, biological process: gamete generation; homologous chromosome pairing at meiosis; regulation of meiotic cell cycle. The coding region runs from base 1 to 1047 and encodes 348 amino acids. Lineage: Eukaryota; Metazoa; Chordata; Aves; Passeriformes; Turdidae. The transcript has 8 exons. The record is from RefSeq and is a predicted model, not a curated record.
AUGAAAAGGAGUUUGGCUGAGACCUCGGCUCGCAGCACAGCAGGUUGUCUGCCUGUACCACUGUUCAAUCAGAAAAAAAGAACUAGACAGCCUGUCACUUCAAAUCCACUUAAAAAUGAACCAGGUACUGGUUCUGCAACUCGGAGUUACGACUUUUCUCCCUCAUCAUUCGGUUGGGGAACUGCAAACCCAGAAGUGGAUGAACUACAGACAGCAGCAAACAGUGGGCAAGCAGAGCAUCCAAUGGCUCCUUCCCUUCUGAAACCACCAAAUGCAUCAAAGUUUAAUUUAGCAAAUGCUGGGAAAAACUUGUCUGCCUGCAGGAACAGAAAUGAAUAUACUCCUUUAGGUAACACAGCAAAAUCAAGAUCUGAUAAUGGAACUUCUCGAAAGUUUGAGAAUUUUUCAAGCAGUUUGAAAAGUGCCCAGCAGCAAAAACGCCCUGAGAGUCGUAACCCAUCCCAGCUGACCAAAACAGACACUGCCAAAGGACAGUGGCCAGUGAAACCCAACACUGUGGCAAGAAAUCUGCAGGAUCAUAGUCCGGCAUAUAAAUUUAACCACAAUACUCAGCAAAAUAAAAUGAAGAAAAAACAAUUUGGUUGUGUCCCAGAAGAGAAAAGUCAGGAAAUGUCAUCAUCUCAAGUGAAAACGAAAAUAAAAAAGAAUUCUUUGCGAAUCCUGUCUGCAGUCAUUCAAAGUGUGAAGCACUGGAGCCAAUAUGCCUACAAAACUGCCCUGUUAUUUGAAGUUUUGGGCACACUGGAUUCUGCAGUCACACCUGGAGCAAAAGGGGCGAAGAACUUUCUUCUGAGAGAUGGAAAGGAGACCCUGCCUUGUGUGUUUUAUGAAAUUGACCGUGAGCUUCCCCGACUCAUUAGAGGUCGAGUGCACAGGUGCAUGGGAACUUACGAUGCAAAAAGGAACGUUUUCAAGUGCGUCUCUGUAAGACCAGCAACUGCUCAAGAACAGGACACUUUCCAAGAGUUUGUUAAAAUUGCAGAUGUUGAGAUGACAGCAUAUGUAAAAACUAUAAAUGAAAUGUAAAAGUCAAAGUGGUCGUCCAAACCCCAGUUAGAACUAGUUGUUGUCUGGACAUGCUACAGCAUUUACCAAAACUGCCAGUGAAAAUGGGGUUAAACAUUUGAAAAUAUCACUGAGCUGUGUUAUCCAACAAAUGGUGUGUGGUGUUCAUUGGGUUCCCAUUUAUGUGUUACCUCAUUCAUGUUUUUUAAAAAAAAUAAAUAGUCAGUAUAAUACGUGUAUAAAAUAACAACAGACCCUGAGGCUGUAGGAAGAUUCCAAAAGACACAGAGGAAGUAGAAAAGAAAGAAUUAUUUGAACACAGAACUUCCUUGCCUUUGCCAUAGAAACAUCUUUCAUGAGGGAAGGACCAUGUACAUGUUUAUGUACCUUUGCCUUCAAACAUUAACUUUCAUAGAUUAUUCCUGCUGUUCCUAUUUCCUUUUCCCCUGCUUCAGAAGCUUUGGAGCAGAUCUAUUGGGAAUUGCAAAACAAAAGAGUUGUCAAGAAAAUAGCAAACAGUAUGGGGAUUUUUUUUAUUGUUUUAUUAUACAGUGUUGGCAAUUGGAAAUUUCACAUUUAAAAUAAUUGAAAUAUUGUAUCCAACAAGUCAAAUACAGAAAACAGUUAAUAUUCUAAAAAGGAGCCAGCUAGUCAACGCAGAAACACAUUAAUGGAAAAUACAGCUUUUAGUUACACUUAAAAAAUUAUAUAUUUGGAAUAAAACUUGAACCUGUCCAGCAAAUUGUAACAGGAGAACGCUUGUACACAGUUGAACGCGCAGACAGUCUUUAUUUAAAAAAGUGAUCUGUCAGUGUGAGCACAGGCAGUGCCAGCUACAGGUGAGAUCUGAAGGAUGUGCUUUACUGCAAGGAUCACUGGAGUGAGUUACCAUCACACCUUCAGUGUGAGGCAGGCUCACAGCAAGGAGGGUUUUGCCAAUCCAGUUGUAGAGGUCAUGUACACGUGUUUGAUUCAUUUAAAUAUUAUAAAAAUAUUAUAAAAUGUUAAAGGAAGCUCCAGCUGGAAGCUUGACUCAUAAAAGGUGCAGAAUAUUGCAGGAUGCACAACAAAAGUUGAGCUUUAAGAAGUAAAAGAUUUGGUACAGCAGUGUUGUGAAUUGUGAGACUCUGCUGUUAUUUAAAAUUGAUUCCAGUUAAGUGAUUGAGGCUUCCAAUUCUGCACACAUGAAACUUAUGUUAACAAGUAGUGACAGGAAUAGGUCCUUGUCUUCUAGGUGUGUUAUGGCUGUUAAUAAAAA